This is a messenger RNA of Theileria orientalis strain Shintoku, 393 nucleotides long. Its product is annotated as 40S ribosomal protein S17. The transcript has 4 exons. Gene Ontology annotation, cellular component: ribosome. The record is from RefSeq and is a predicted model, not a curated record. Gene Ontology annotation, biological process: translation. Gene Ontology annotation, molecular function: structural constituent of ribosome. Bases 1 to 393 code for a protein of 130 amino acids. NCBI's taxonomy places the organism in Eukaryota, Apicomplexa, Aconoidasida, Piroplasmida, Theileriidae.
AUGGGUCGCGUUAGAACAAAGACUGUAAAACGUGCCGCACGCCACAUCGUAGAGAAGUACUACGGAAAACUUGGACUGGAUUUCCAGUACAACAAAAAGGUGGCAGAGGAGGUUGCUCUAAUUCCAUCGAAACGUAUGAGGAAUAAAGUCGCAGGAUUCAUAACACACCUGAUGAGGAGAAUACAAAAGGGCCCAGUGAGGGGAAUCUCACUCAAGCUGCAGGAGGAGGAAAGGGAGAGGAGGAUGGACUUCAUCCCAGAAAAGUCCGAGCUCGACGUGCCGGUGAUCCAAGUAGAUCAGGACACUGCAGAUAUGCUCAACUUCCUGAAGUUGAACCUCCCGAACAUAAAGGUCAUAUCAGCGAACCCACACGAUCACAGGGACAGACACUAA